Messenger RNA from Ciona intestinalis (vase tunicate), 1439 nucleotides. The record is from RefSeq and is a predicted model, not a curated record. Lineage: Eukaryota; Metazoa; Chordata; Ascidiacea; Phlebobranchia; Cionidae.
ACUAGCGUAUAGAAACCAAGUAGGAUUUUUUACAUACAGAAAAACAUAUAUUGUAUUUGCUGGUGGAGAAAAAAGUUUCAGAUUGUGGUUUGGUUAGCUUAAUCUGAAUGUCUAGUUUAGAGACAAAAUGGGAAGAAAUAAAAAGUCAAAGUGGAUGGAGAGAGAAAAGAGACAUUUUAAAAGAAUAAGAGUGACCAAGGACAAUCCAGAAUGUAAAACCGACAGAGUACAGGCUCCUAUUAAAGACAAAGAAAAUGUUAUCCAAACAACAAAGUGUGGGACAAGGUUUUCAAUGGAAGCUAACCAUUCUAAGUUAUGGACAGAUAAUCUUCGGUUGGCAGACAGAAUAAAAACGAAGAAAACGAUUGAAAAUUGUCUUUCAUCUACUUGCAAUCCCAUUAACUUGGUCUACAAUGAUGUAACAUCACAUCAAGAUAAAACUAAUGUGAAAAGGAAGCUCAAAACAUCUAAUGAUAAUGUUUCAUUAAAACAGUGGUUAACAACUAAAGACGUAGUAAGGGAACGAGACACAUCAUUACAUCACCUGCCAGACAAAGAAAACAUAAUUCCUUAUAAAAACUCUGAAGAUGAAUCAGGUUGGAUAUUCCUAUUUGAUGAAUCGCAGCAAAAUUGUGUUGACAGCCACUUCUUUGCAACACUCCAGGACCGGUUUUCGCUCGCUCUAUCUAGUUUCACAAGUGUUCUGCAAGUAGAUAAAAGUAGUUUGAGGUUCUUUGAAAACAUUAGGAGUUCCUUGAACAAAGUUGCAUCAGAUGCUCAACUUGAAGAAAACAAACAUGAUAUCUCUGAUGCACGGAUAGAUAGGAUUUUGCCAGAAACCAGAUCUAAACGAUUUCAUCUAGUAUCACCAAAUGAAGUGGGAUUUGAGAAAUGCAUACCCCCCAAAAAAAAGCUGAUGUUAGAAGAUUUAAUAAAAACAAUUCAACCUGAUGUCAGUGACAAACCAAGCUGUACAAAUAUGUCAAAUGUUCAAAUUUAUAAUUUGCAACAUUCAAGUUAUAAAGCAAAUGGCAGCUGGAAUAAUGAAAUAGGAAAUUUACCUCUGGAUAUAAUAUUUAGUGAAGAUAGUGAAACUGAAAUGAAGCAGUUUAGCAACAACUUGUGUGAAGAAAGUAAUGACUUCGACUCACCACUUAGCAAUGUCUCAUUCUUACAACAUAGAAAACCACGUUUUCUGUGCGAUUUUAAUGGGCGGCCUUCUCACUAAUACCAAAGGUGUUCUCGUACGCCUUUUCUCCUUAUUUUCCGGCGCCGGAAUUAUUUCUCCGGCAUAGUUGGUUAGUGCACCUGCCUCUAAUCUAGAGGUAAUGGAUUCAAGGCUUGUCGCUGCUACCAUUGCAUGCGUAUGCUUCCUUGGGCAAGACACUUAACGACAAUUGCUACAGCCCAGUAUUCACUAAUGGGUUGUCCAAGUUAUC